AUGGAGCGCUUGGACGCAGGGCUUGGUCCUUGGCUGUGGACGGUGGCGGCGGGGUCUUGGCCGCAAGAAGGCGCGGGGAGUGAUGCCGAGUUGGAAGCGGCUCCGCGGGUGGUGGUGGCGGCGGCACCUUUUGCCAUCUCGGUUCUGGCGGUGGCGCCAGGAGAUGGCUCGCUCGAUGCCGCCUGGCUCCAUUCCCGCCUUCAGUCGCGGGCCUCCAUCGUCGGCCUGCAUCUGCUGACCCACCCGGCCGAGCCGCGUGCCCGCGCUGUUGGUAUCCUGCUGGCGACUCGCCGGGGGCAUGAACUCGCGCUGGUGGCACUAGAUGUGCUUGUUGCGGCGCCGGAUACUGUCGAUGACGUCGCCGAUCUCGCUCAUGUCGUCUUGCCGGCUUCGAUCGAUGUCGCCGUCGGCACCGCGCAAGCCCCGUUUGAUGCCCACAACCCAAGUACGCCGUUUACAGCAGCGUCUGCGGCGAUCGACCCACAUGUGGUACUCGUUGUGCUCUCGGUGUACGAGACCGGCUUUGCCUUUUACACGCUCAAGCUGCCCGAGGCAGGUAGCUGGGCCGGGGUCGUCGCGGCGCCGGCCGCGCCGGGCAACGUCGGCCUGGACCUAUUGCCGCUGCUCGGCGUUGAGCCCGAGUCGGGCCUUGAGCUUCGACUCUCGCAGCUGGUCACCUUUGACAGUGAGGCGCCUGUGCUACCGGUUGUGCUUGACAUGGUGCUGGCUGAGGCGCCGGACGAUGCCACGCUGAGUGGCGUCCCGGCGUUCACUCUCUCAGUCCUUUACGCCGUCGACGUGCCCGGUGCACUGGGCGGACCACUGGUCCGCGGCGUCUUUGCGGCAGCACUCUCGCUGGUCCUUGGCACACACGCCGGCCUCUGGAUGGUCGACAUCGGUAUGGGUCCGUUCGUCGUCUCGGGCCUCCCAUAUCUCGCCUCGCGCAUGGUUCGGGUGAGAACCGGCGGCUUGCUGGUUGUCAGCCCAUCUGCCGCUGUGAUUCUCGACGGUGGUGGCGGAGUGGUGGCCGAGGCCGAGCUCCCCACUCGCGAGGCGGAAUCGAGCGAGAGCGACGUAAGCGUUCAGCUCGAUCCCAUGGCGGUUGCGCAUCUUGGCGCUCCGGCGCCUGGGCUCGACGCCUGGCUUGUGGGCCGCAACGCGAGGCGCCUCUCGGCGCUGACUCUCAUGUUUGGUGGGAACGACGGCGCCGCCACGCUUUCAGCUGUUAGUGUGCAAGUGGCGCCGGCACCGACGAGCACCCUUACUGGCUCCGCUCGAGCGAGCUACGACGUGACCCGCUCUGCCAUGGCGCCGCUGCUCCGCGGGGCUGAGCCGGGAGCUAUAAUGGGAACUCGGGUGGCCAGUGCCGCGUAUGACACUGCAUCGGGCCUGGUUGUUCUCGGCUUUGUAGACGGGCCGCCGAUGGGUGUGGUGUGGGAGGCUGGGCCUAGCCGUGUCCUUGUCGAGGUCGAUGCUGUUCUCGCGCCCGCGCACCUGCUUCCGGUUGCGCCUGUGCUUGCGUCGGCAAGUUUGGCGCUGGAGAACCGCUCGUUCGGGCGGUCGUGGAUUGUGGGCGCUGGGGUUGGCGCCACCGGAUGCAUCGCGCAGCUGACCAAGGCAUUGCCGGUCGAGCGACUGACGCCGAGUGGGGCGAGCGCUAGCAACGACGGGUUUCAAGGCGUCUCGCAGCUGUUUGCGGUGAGCCUUGGGCCCGAGCCGUCGGUUGCGACGCACCUCGCGUUCUCGUACGCUGCCGCGCGAGCCACACUUGUGCUGCGGUAUGUCCCCGAGACGGCGUCGUUUGAGGAGGACGGAAGUGUUUGUGUGGCCACAGACGAGGCGACGAUUGGGCUCGGCCGUGUCGGUGGCCUGGUCAUCCAAGCGACGCCCACUCGAGUGCGGUUCUGUGAGCUCGGCCGCGUGGCAACAUCUGCAGCGACGGUGGAGCGGGCAGUGGCGACAGCGGCGGUGGCGCCCGACGUGGCUGCUGUGGGUGUGGCGUCAGGAGCUGAGAUUGCGGUGGUGCAGCUCGGUGACAGCGGCCCAAGAGUGAUCAGCGUGGCCGAGGCCGAGGCCGAGGCGCCACCAGUGGCGCGACUGGCGCUCUCGCCCAACUCGGGUGGGCAUGUAGUGUUGGCCGCGGUGGCGUGGCACUCGGCCGAUGUGGCGCUGUUCUCGAUUCCGCCCACAGCCAGCGGUGGAGCGGCACUGCCGCUCGGGAGCGUGAGCCUAGCAUCUGGCUGGGCGAGCUCGGCGGUCUUUGCGCCCGCCAGCGUCGCACCCUCCGGCGCGCCGCUCUUAGUCAUCGGCUCGUCGGACGGCGGAGUGGCUUGGUAUGCACCCGAGGCUGGAGGUGCGUGGGAAGAGCGCGGCUCUGAGCGUGUCGGCCGAGCGGCAGUGAGCCUCAGCGCCGGGGCUGGGCACGGCGGCACGAGUCCGUUUGUUCUCGCGCACUCGUCUGUGUGGACGAUUCUCGACGUCCACAACUCCUCGGUGCUGGCUUUGGAUCCGAGUGUGGAUGCGCCUGCUGGCCUCGUCCCAUUCUCGACCGACGACGAGGUGCAGGGCUUUGCGUGGCUUGAUGCCAGCCACGCGCUUGUGCUCGGGCGGGCGUGUGGGGCUGGUGUGGUGGCGCUGCGGCGGCCGCUGGGCCUCACAGUUGUGAGCGUGGCAGCAGUCUCGAGCGGGGCGACGCCGCUGGUGGCGGUGGCGACCAUCGGCGGCGAAAGCGGGUCAGUGUCAGGCGCCGACUGGCUGAUGCUGCUUGACGGCAACACACUUGCUGAUGUGGGCUACGUCCAGAUGAGCCGCGGGCACGAGCUGGUGGGUGUGGUCGGAGUGGCGCGGGCGGAUGGAACGCCGCUGGUAGUGAGCGCGUCGAACGCGGUCGGCAACGACGGGGCAGCAACAGGGCUUCUCUCGCUGUGGCGGAUCGAGCCGCAUGGCGAGCUGGACGACGAUGCGCUGGUGCUGGCCGGCGCGCACUCGCCCAACGUCAAGCUGGAGGCAACGCUCGAGCUCCUGGAUCCAGUCGACAGUGUCCCGGUUGUAUGCGGCGGCAGCGAGGUGGUGGUUACCGCCGGCCCGCGGAUCCACGUUGUCGGCGUGGCGAGUCAUCCGUGGAGUCUGGAGCUCCGCAGAAGCGCGCCGCUGAUCGAGGCGGUGCCUGGUCUGGGCCACGAGGAGAAGCACCUGCUCGGCUCGCUCGGGGGAAGCAUGGCGGUGAGCUACGGGCACGGGAAGUUGCUGGUGACUGCGGCAGUGGCGUCGCACAUCCGCGACGCGCAGAGCCUCGCGGUGAUGUACGUCUUUCCGUACGCCGCAGACGUGGCGGCCCUGGCGCUGGUGGAUGACGUGGUCUGUGUGGCGAGUCACGGCGGCCGGCUGAGCUUCCACGACCUUGCGAUGCUCGCGACGGCGACGUGGGGCGAUGCAGCUGGCUUUAAGGCAGCUGCUGUUGGUGAGCGUGUCGAGCUUGGCGAUGUGGUGGUAAGUCUUGCUGUUUCAGAGACGGCGGCACGGACGUUGGAUGUGUUGACAGCCACCGGCGUGGUCACCACGGUCUCGAUUCCCGCCGUAGCGAGUGCGUAG
Messenger RNA from Thecamonas trahens ATCC 50062, 3591 nucleotides. RefSeq lists its product as uncharacterized. Lineage: Eukaryota; Apusomonadida; Apusomonadidae. The transcript has a single exon. The record is from RefSeq and is a predicted model, not a curated record. The coding region runs from base 1 to 3591 and encodes 1196 amino acids. Gene Ontology annotation, molecular function: protein binding.